Molecule: messenger RNA, 4739 nt
Organism: Gymnodraco acuticeps
Lineage: Eukaryota; Metazoa; Chordata; Actinopteri; Perciformes; Bathydraconidae
Exons: 2
Coding region: 26-871 (281 amino acids)
Source: RefSeq, a predicted model, not a curated record
CAACACGGUAGUAAACGGAGACCUGAUGGGGCAAAAUCCACCAAUCAGAAAUGGACAAUGGACAGCCACAGACAUUCUAGUCAAUGCAGGGAUACAACACUAUAAAACCCAACAGACUAUUUUCAAUGGAAAGGCCACAGAGCUGCAGGGAGAGCUGCAUCAGCAUCCGCUCUUCCUCCAGCAGCAGCAGCAGCUCCAGCAGCCCAGGGUGCAGAACCAUCAGCAGUGCCACGUGCAACCCAAGCCCGCCAAUCUUAACGGCAUGUGUGGCCACUCCAGCAAGGCCCACUCGGCUGGAAAAUCCCAGUGGCAGGACUACAGGUUCAGCGAGGGUCUGGGCAGCACCUCCUGCCUCGAUAACGGCCAAAAACCUCCGACAAACACCUCGCUGGAUGCCUGCAUAGAUUAUAGUUUGCCUGAUAUGGACAAUGUGGAUUACGCUAUCAGUGGAAGCAGUUUGUUUGGGAGGAGCGGACAUCAGCACGGGGCCGAGUCCACAGUGCCAUCCUUCCAGGGGAUGAACCACAAGCGGCAGCAAGAGCAGAUCCCAGUUCCUCUGGCGCAGGUCAUCUCCAGCCUGUCGCAGUGCCCGCCCCCCAACGCCUCCCUGGAGGAGAUCCUGGGGGUGGGCAAGCCUUGCCGGCAGCUGGACCCCUACGACAUGGUGACCCCCGAGAUCCCUCAUGACCCCAGCCCCAACAAGAUGGAGAACGGCUGCAUCCUGAACAACACUUACCCAGCAGGCAUUGCUCUGCCCAAUAGAAACGGAGUGGCGCCCCCUGCUGUCCAGAUGCCCCCUGACACUCUGUCCGGCCUCCCCGACCCCCCCAGCCACCGGCUUACCUCUGACCCGCUGAGCAGCACUCUGUGAACGGCCAGAAACACACAGACUGGACCAGCCUUAUACACACCUAGAGUACACCACCAACAGAGCUGAACAAACGUAGGCCUGUUUGAUUCUGUUUUCUUUCUUUCAUUUCUAAUUUGUAAUAUGUUAUGUGUCUGUGUGAGGGGGGGGGGGGGGGUCAUUGUGUUGUAUUUCAAGUCAUAUUAUCAUACGAGUCCUUUGUUUACAAUAAUGCAGUCAAGAGUGCUCAGUUGAGUUUAUGUGAAGUAAAACGGAGAGAGUUUUUAAAGAUGAGUUUCACAAAUCUGCACUCGGAUGCAACAGGAAUUUAGAGUUGGAGGCAAACAUGUGCAUUAUUCUAUAUUUCAAUCUGAAAACACAUUCGUCAUUUCAUGUAGGUUUUUGUUUGAAAUUGUAUGUGUAAAUCACAAAUAACAGAUAUACUGGGUCAAUAUUGAGUGUUACUGUACAAAGGGCAUAUUCCAGUUUAGCAGUGGAAGCCAAGUUUUUAAAGUGGACCUAUCAUGCUAUAUUUGAAACAUAUAUUGUAGGGCCAUACCUAUAUAAAACAUGUCUGUGAAGUUCUUUUUUCAAAAUACCAAACAGAUCAUGCAUUUUAGCCAUGCCUCAUUUCGCUCUAUUUGCUCUAUUCCAGCCCUGUUUCUGCAAGGGCUGAUUCUGUGGCAAAUGAGCUGCAGCUGACCACGCCCCCCUGCAAAGGAGGGGGGCAAGGCACGAGCGUCAUGUUACCAUGCUGCUACCAUGCUGCUACCAUGCCACGCAACCUCUCAUUCCCCUGAUAGGUGGAGAGUUGCCCAUAUAGGCGGAGCUCCCCGUUUCUGACGUCAGAACUAUUUCAAAUCUGGAUCAGUCUGUAUCAGAUCCGUUGCAGCCCCGUUUUUAGAGAUUUGGGUAUGGAGGAAAAGAGAGAGGGUUGUGUUUUCUGACACUUGGUGAGUUCCCUGACACACCGGGGACACAUAUUCAUGUAUAAAAGACGUACUAAAGUGCAUUUUGCAUGAUAGGUCCCCUUUAAGUAAAUAAAUAUCACUUUUCUUUAGAUAAAGGGAUAAAUCAAUUAACAGCAAAAAUACCAAAACCAGCUAAACACAUGCUUGUUCCAGCCCCUCAAAUAUAAGCAUUUGCUGGUUUUCUUUCACCUUUAUGGAACUAAAUUGAAUUUACAUUUGGAGAAGUCAUGUACGAAUCUGAUUAUGUUAAUUUUCUGAAAUCUUAAAGGCCAAUUAAUCAAUUGGCGCAGAGAAACCACAGUGCAGACAGGUGGUGGUCCAUCUCCAAUUCAUGAAUGUACAGAGUAUUAUUAGUAUCUGAAAAACAUCAAAUGCAGUGAUUAUUGUGGCUUUUCAGAUUUCCUUUAUUUAAAUAUAGUUUUACAGUCAAUUGGUUUGCUUUGUAUCUGAACGCAUUAUAAACCCCCCUUUAUCCCUGUCAGAGCAAAUCCAUGGCAUCUCUCAUAGUUUUCCUCCGUGCUACAAGAAUGUAAUCUCUCAGUGAUUUAUUUGUUGAACUCGUCAAGAAGAAGAUGAAUCCAUAUUUGUUUGAAAAAAAAGUCUAGAAUAUGGACAUUAUGGCUCGAAAUAUCCUGCACUUUAUUUCAAGCACCCACCUUAUAAUGCAGAUGUUUAGUGGAUAACAACGUGUUUAUCUCUGAAGCUCCUGAUGCUCCAUGGACCUGUCUGCGUUUACUUUUAUUAUUUUGAGACACAUUUCAGGUGAUGGGUUAAUGUCCUCACAAGCACAAACACUCUAUAAUUGUUAGUAGCAUCAUUUCCAUCUCUCUCCACUUGAAUUUGUUUUGGUCGUCUGGAGUUUUUCUUUAUUUUAUUUUGCUCGACUGACUUCCUUAGUCUGUUUUCUGUAUUUAUUAAUAAUGUCCUGCAGCAAGUAAGCAUUCUUGAUUGUUUUGAAGAUGUGAUGCUUCGUCGUCCUCUUAGCUAAGCAGUGGUCUCUUUUGAGGGAUUGCAACCAGACAGUUUUAAGGAAAAGUCUGACAUCUUUGGGAGAGAUUCUUGUGAGCAGAUAUGAAAACAGUUAUUGAUAUUUGUCUGCCCGAAGCCCCCACGCACAGCACCGGCCAUUGAAGCAAAUGUGUGGCCAAACAGUGGUCCUACACUUCAUCGUCAUUGGGCCCAAAUAGUAUUUUUCCCAUUGACUUACACUGGGAAAGAGACGUCUGUUAAUUAUUCUUUCCCCGCUAAAUUAUCCACCCAGUACAAACACUUUAUAGCCACUAUUCUAAUCAUUAGGGUAACAAGCGAUAAAAGCCAAAUCCAGAGUCAUUUCCUCUCUCCAUUCAUUUUGUAUUUUAUAUUGCAGUCAAAGUCAAAAAACAAACAGAAUAGAUAUACUAUGUUAAUAUUGAGUGUUACUGGGCAAAUAACAUACUCCCAAAUACCAUGGCAUACCUGGCAUUUUCUUUAUAAACUGUACCCUGUGUCCUUUUGUGUCCUUCUAUAGUCCCUUUCCUGUUGUCUGUCUUGUCUUACCCCGGCUGAUACUUCACUAAAUCCACUGUUUUAAUUGUUCCCUAUAUUGCCCCUAUGCCCUGUAAGGUGUCCUUGGGUGUUAUGAAAGGCACCCCCCAAAAUAAAUGUAUUAUUAUUAUUAUUACCAUACUACUACCAGUGGAAGCACAAUUUAAGUACUUAAAUAUCACUGUAUCUGUAGAUCACGUGAUAAAUCAUGAAAAGAAAAUGGAUGAAUAUUUAUUUAUUUACGGUUGCUUGUUUCAUCUUCGGGAAAUAUUCUUGUGAGUUGAUAUAUAAACCAAUAAUAUCAGUCUCACCCAGAUGUAUUCCCAUUGACUUGGGAAAGAGACGUCUGUAAAUUAGCUUAUACUUCUUUUUUUGCUGAAUAAAAUACCCAAUACGAAGUCUUUUAAAUAAAGAAACCCUUAUUUGAAUCACCUGACAAAAUGUGAGACUUUUCCUUCAAAUGUUAGACAGCUUGGCGAUAUGUCAGGUCAGUAUUUCCAGGUCUACACAGCGUCUCCUAGCAGUUACAGAAGGACAAACACUGAAAAACCAAAUGUGAGAAUUAAAAGAGACCUCCACUGGCAAAAUACAAGUCUGAAUGUGUUCUUGUACAUAGCAAAUGACUGGAAAAUGAUGCAGAGUAGAAAUAUUUUGAGAUGCUGAAAAGAGAUUUUCAUUUAAUCGUUCAGAUAAUGUCAUUACUAUUGGUAUUAAUAUUGUUUUAUGUUGAAAUGUGAUACACAUGUGGUUACGUGUCAUUCCAAUUGACUCGUUUCUUUCCCUUUCUUUUUACUACCGCGGAAAUGUUUGCUAUAUUUAAUAUGAUUGAUGUGACUUAUUAACAAAUGUGAAAAAAAUAUGUGUAUAUAAAAGGCGAACAAGUUUUGACAAAUACAGGUAUGUACAUAGUUUUACGUCAAGUCACUUGUUUCAAGCACUAUUUUAAAAACACGUUUCUUUGUUGAUUUCUUUUUUUAUUGUAAAUAGUCUCAUCACGAAACACUGGACUCUGACAGCCGGAAAAUGGUGCCAUACUACUGAGACUUGUUGAAUAGGAUAUAAUGUUGGAGAGUUUAAUUUUGUCUUUUGUUUAGCCACAGUAACUUUCAAAAGCUAACAGGACAAGGUGUAUGUGUUGCAGAUUUGACCCGUGUCCUUUGUCUGCUUGUUUCAAAUGUAUUAUUUUCUUCCUUUGAAAUAAAGGAUUUCUUCAAUCACAAAAGUGAAAAACACAUCUUGCAAGAAAAUGACUGAACACUCAUGCGUGGCCCUCUCCGAGUCCUCCGGUUUUAUAUUCACUCAAACAGCAGGCGUUUCCAACCUGUCAGGGACUCCUUACUGUGGAUGUAAUGGUGCUAUGUGUAGCAUUUAACAUCAAUAAAUCAUUACCACAUUAA